Messenger RNA from Aspergillus calidoustus, 1020 nucleotides. The record is from the annotation of a GenBank genome assembly. Lineage: Eukaryota; Fungi; Ascomycota; Eurotiomycetes; Eurotiales; Aspergillaceae.
AUGUUCAUUUCUACUCUCGUUCUCCUCGCCACCGCUGGUUCGGUGCAGGGAUACACCAUCGUCAACUCUGGCUAUGUGAUGCACAAGAACAUUGACUCGAUUGUGCUGCCGGGAAAGUACACGAGCCACAUGCACAGCUUCUUCGGCAACGACGCGGUCACUGCCAACACUACGACCACCGAGGAACUCCUGGGAGGCUGCUCCACCAAUGACAACCCGAAUGAUCUCUCCGUCUACUGGCACCCGACCCUCUACGCCAACAGCGGCGGAUCUCUCGUCCCCAUCGAAGCGCGCUACUUCAAGGCGUACUACAACAACAUCGGCGACGCCGAAAUCCCCUUCCCGACCGACUUCAAAGCCGUCACCGGGAACGCCAAAGCAACAUCCGCCGAGGAAGUCAACGAGCUCAUCAACAUGAGCUGGUGGUGCGAAUACGGACCCGAGACAACCCCCGACUCCAAUGGGUGGCCGAACGCAGGAUGUGAGCUUGGUCGGCUCCAGACGCAGAUUCUGUUUCCCGAUUGCGUGAACCCGGAAACUUUGGAGUAUGAUUAUUCGAGCCGCGCGUGGCUUGCAAACCCGAACCGCUGCCCCGAUGGUAUGAAGCGUAUCCCGCAGCUGCGGUUCUCGAUUCGAUUCGAUACGUCGGAGGUUUUGCCAAAUGGUUGGUCGGGGGAGGCACCUCUCCAGCUGGCCAGUGGCAAUUCGUACAGUUUUCAUGCCGACUUUAUCAAUGGGUGGUUGCCCGAGGCGGCGGAGAAUAUGAUGCUGGCGACCGAUAAGAGGGAGUUCCAGGUCGUUACGGGACCCAGGACUGAGCUGCCGAGUUGUACUCCUGUUGAUGUGGACCCGGGCCAUGGCACCAGUGACUAUGAAGAGAGUCUUGCCAUGAUGGCGGAGGAUUCUGAUUCCGAGCCCGUCGCGUAUGAGCCUCAGCCCGAGGCAACCGAAGCCCCGCAAAAGGCCGAGUGUCCUCGCCGCAAGAGGGGUCAUGCUAGACGUCAGGCUGGACAGACCUGA